Molecule: messenger RNA, 1656 nt
Organism: Aspergillus nidulans FGSC A4
Lineage: Eukaryota; Fungi; Ascomycota; Eurotiomycetes; Eurotiales; Aspergillaceae
Exons: 6
Coding region: 183-1187 (334 amino acids)
Source: RefSeq, a predicted model, not a curated record
GAAGAGCCCAGUUAUUCAUUGAAACAAUAACAACCUCCUUCUCUCCGGUUUUGCUACCGUCGAAUUAUCCUUAUCGUUUUUGUCCUGUUCCAGCGCCUAUCCACAUGAACACCCGAAUGCCUGAACUCUCUGAAUAACCUCAACCCACCACAUUACACUCACGCUCACCACGUCACCCCUUCAUGGAUUCAGAAGCGAAUCCUUCUACAGCAGAAGCACCUGCUGCUCCUGAAGGCAGCACGUCAGAACCCCCACCGCUCCCAUAUUCCCUCCGAGACCGGAAAAAGUCGAUUGCAUUCUUCUGGUUCCUAUUUGUCCUCGAUUGCACCGCUCAGCCGCUCGGCUUAUAUUUUGGGCUUUGGUAUGGCACGAACUUGUCGCAUAAUCUGGUCUUCACCAUCGUCACCAUUUCACUGGGCGGUAUCUCAGUAUUCGAGUACUUUUAUCGGCUCUAUAACCUCUUCCGCUCCGAUUCUACAACCCGGCCGUUAAAUGCUAGGAAGUCAUGGAUCAAUUUCACCAUUGUGUGGUUGAUAUUAGCUGUUGAGCUUAUCACGGGAACGGUGCCAGAAGAGCCUUAUGUGCGCCUCGUCGCCAUGGUCCUUCCGACAGUGAUGUUCUAUUUCGGUGCCGUCUACCUUUCACUGGAUAUCCUCCGCGCGUGCGGAUUCAGAGCACCAUUCCGAAUUUCCUCAACACCCAAGGGGGCCGUUAUGCCCACAGCCUUGUACGUUCUUAUCGAAGAUGUGGUUGCAGUUGAUGGAGCUGGAGGUCAGAUGUACCGAUACGCCCUUCGGACGCGGUACCUUUCCAGCCCAUAUUUCCGCCGGAUGCUCGUGCAGAUGAAUUUCUUCUGGGCGGGCGGUUCCAUUAUCUGGGCUGCUGCCAUUACGGCGAUGGUGUUUACAACACCCCAAGACGCCGCCUUCGUUAUCGGAUGGUCAGUGCCAUUUGUCUGGGCGGCCCUUUGGACCGUUAUUACUAUACCCUGGGUUCAAAGCGAUCUCCGGCGCGAGAAAGAAGCGUGGCGCACCAACGGGGCCCAAGGAGGUGAGCCCUAUGCCGACGAUAUCAACGCUCCAAGUGCUAGGACUCGCCUUGAGUCCCUUCAUUUCCCUCGCUUCUUCCCGCAAAGACUAGUCCGAGAGAAACGGUCUGCACAGUCGAUGUCGGAAACGCAAUCGUGAACGAUUGUCAUUCGAGCAUCCAUGUGAUAGUCCACACCACGUAUUGGAACAAACCAGUUCCCCAGUGACGUUGUACGAUUCAUGAUAACCGCGAUAGAUACCCCACGUCUUUCUAUUCGUUCUUGUAUUAUUGCAACGCGUCCAUAUUUCCUUAAGAUACCCCAUCUCACCGAUUCUCGUAUCCCGACGGGGGAGCAAGUACAGCUUAAGCCUGGAGCAAGCUGUAUAGGGGCUCAUCGCAGUCUGCAAACUUUUUUUGAUCUUUCUAUUUGAAUUUCUAUUUGAAGCCAGAUCUGGGCUUAGUUGGCGGUGAGAUUCUGAUUUGAAUCUGCAGCUGCAGAUACUUUCGGAGUUUUCCUUCCAGUCCCAGAACUUCCAGCUCAGCUCUUGUGUCGCAAAGUGUAGAAUUCAGCAGGAAGCAAAUUGUAGUUCUCUUAGAUAUCUCUUCCGUACCUUGACGCAAUUAUAC